GAACCGGUCGGAAAUGCUGAAGUUGCUAAUCAAGCAGUUUAAGGCAAUAGCUGAUGAAAGCAAAGCUGCUUUUCCGGGUACUAACUUCAAAGAGUGGAGACUGGUGGUGCAAGAAAUUGUUAGAUUUGCUAGAGUUCAUUCUCCAUCUCCUGAUGCCAGGCCUUUGCGAUAUUGUGCUCUCUUUGAUUCACAUCCAUCAUCUCGUCCGUACGUGACUCGCUUCCAUGCUAAGAAGGUGCUGAAGUUUCGAGAUGCACUGUUGACAAGUUAUCACAAAAAUGAGGUGAAAUUUGCAGAAUUAACCCUGGACACUUUCAGAAUGCUGCAAUGCUUGGAAUGGGAACCUAGCGGAUCUUUCUAUCAAAGAAGUCCAGUUGAACCACGAGAAAAUGGCGCAGUGACCGACCAAUCUAUAACUUCUGGAUUGAUAGAUAUUAACCUGGCUGCUGAGAUGAUGGAUCCAGCGUUGCCACCAAAUCCCAAGAAGGCUGUUCUUUACCGUCCUUCUGUUCCGCUGUUAAUAUCUGUCGUUGCUACGAUGUGCGAGGAACUCCCUCCAGAGAGUGUGGUAUUACUAUAUAUUUCUGCAUCAGGAAAUACAGUUCAGAGUACCUCGUCGCAAACAGAGAGCUCUUCAAAUUCUAGAAAAUCUUCAAAGAAUAGCGGUCUCUCUCGUCAUGAAAAUUAUAUUAACACCAAUGGAGAUACAAGUCAAUAUUUCGAGAAUUGUUUGAGCGUAGGCCCUAGCAGAAGUGGAGGUUUAAAUAACCUCUAUCCAGGCGAUCUGAUUCCUUUCACACGAAGACCUCUCUUCCUAAUAAUUGAUAGCGACAAAAGCGAUGCAUUCAAGGUUCUACAUGGGGCAGAAAGAGGAGAAAAAAGUGCUUUGUUUCUCUCUCCUCUGAGGCCAUCAUUCAAGAACCCAGGCACUGAUGUAACACAAACUGGAAGUCAGUUCACCUUGUUCUUGACUGCUCCCAUACAGGCUUUCUGCCAGUUGGUUGGCCUUGUCUCAUCCGAUAAGGAUUUGGAUUGCUCUGAUGAAGCUGAUGGCAUCAUCUCAACUGCAUUUGCGGAGUGGGAGGUAAUCCUCUGUACAUCGACUAGCCUAGAUUUGGUUUGGGCUCAAGUUUUGUCGGACCCUUUUCUGAGACGGCUUAUUCUCAGAUUCAUAUUCUGUCGUGCUGUGCUCGGUCUAUUUUGCUUGCAGGAACAUGGCGAUGAGUAUUUACCAGUUUGUCUUCCAAAGCUUCCUGAUACAUUCUCCCCGAAUUCUGAAACUGUGCAACCAGCUAUCAGACGACUUGCAAAGCUUCUAAAAGUUGGAGAUUGUUUUCGAUUUUCACAUUCAUGAGACGUGAUACAUGUGCUUCCUUUAUGAUGUAAAAAGAUUGCUCCACAAAAUUGGUAAAGAGAUCCAGAAACAUCAGCAUUUCGACUAAGAAAGAUACACCGUUGUUACCAAAGUGCUGGCUGGAAGUACAAAGGCAUUCUUUUAGGUGAUCGGUUUACGUAGUUUACAGCAAUAUCUUGUCAUUUCAUGUGCAGAAAUUUGGGGGUUUUCUUCAUUAUUUAGUCUUGAUAACGCGUAUUUGGUUGCUGAUACUAUGCGUUGCUGAUAGAAGGGUAUCGUGAGUUUUUUGUGUCAUGUUUUUUUGUUUCUACAGGAAUUAGUGCUAAUUUGUUCAUAUGUAUCCUGUAUUAUAAAAGCUGGCAGUUGAAAUCUUUAAUCAUUAGUUGAGAUAUUUCUCUUUUA
Molecule: messenger RNA, 1756 nt
Organism: Capsicum annuum
Lineage: Eukaryota; Viridiplantae; Streptophyta; Magnoliopsida; Solanales; Solanaceae
Product: protein SCAI
Exons: 9
Coding region: 14-1354 (446 amino acids)
Biological process (GO): DNA-templated transcription
Cellular component (GO): nucleus
Molecular function (GO): transcription corepressor activity
Source: RefSeq, a predicted model, not a curated record